GAAGAAAGUGAGAAAGAAAAUAUCAAUAAUAUCGAGUCAGUGUUUAUAAAUUAUUUAAAGAAGAAACAAAUAACGGAGCAAAUAUUUUAGGCCUAAGUUUCAUACUAAAUCAUAAAGGAAAGGAUAUUUAUUAUUAGUGAAUCUCUGAAUCAAGAAAAAGUGACUUAUUAUCAAUUCAACAUAUACUUUCUAUCGAUAAAUCAGAUAGAAUUAUCAUCGAUCCUUGGUUAAAAGCUUGUCAACAAACCUACUGGAACGAGAAUGACGAGUUUCGACUGAUUAUACAUAAAUAUUCACAGAUGCCGUGGUCGUAGCUCUUGGGAAGGAUGUUCCACGGGGGCGGAAGUGGCGGGUACGGCGCAGGCUCCGACUAUCAGCAACAGUCUCAGCAACAACAACAGCAACAUGGACAACAACUGCAAGCCCCCGUUUACGUACCUUCGUCCAGACCAGCAAUCCCUUCUGCAGCCACGGCAGCACAAUAUCAUUCCUUCGCUGGUUCUGCAUCACCUGCCUGGGAGAAAACAGCGUCCUGGCAACAUGGCGUCGAAACAUACGCUGCUCAUCAUGCAUUGGCUGGUCACACGAGUGCUUCCAGUGCAACGAUGGGUCCACACACGGGACAUGCUCAUCCUCAUGCUGGCCACCCUCACACGGCACACCCUCAUUCUACCCUUGCAGCGGCUGCACCAUUUUAUGCCCAAAACGUUGCGAUGAUGUCCUCAUGGCGUGCUUAUGAUGGUGCUGGUUUUCAACGUGCUUCGCCAUAUGACACGGCGAUGGAUUUUCAAUUUGGCGAGGGUAGAGAAUGCGUCAAUUGCGGAGCAAUUUCUACGCCGUUGUGGCGGAGGGACGGUACCGGUCAUUAUCUUUGUAACGCAUGCGGGCUUUAUCACAAGAUGAACGGUAUGAAUCGACCGCUCAUCAAACCAUCAAAACGCCUGAUAUCUGAAUUUCAGACGGCAACGAGACGGCUAGGAUUAUGCUGCACAAAUUGUGGUACAAGAACAACUACAUUGUGGAGGCGUAACAACGAUGGUGAACCGGUGUGCAAUGCAUGCGGAUUGUAUUUUAAAUUACACGGUGUUAACAGACCAUUGGCAAUGCGAAAGGAUGGAAUACAAACGCGUAAAAGAAAACCGAAAAAAACGCCAGAACCAAAUGCUAGAUCCAAUACGACGGAACACGAAACUACAGCGUCUAGUACGUCAUCACCAUCGAUGGAUCCUAAAAAUAGUCAGCAGCAGCAACAACAACAACAACAGCAACAACAGCAACAACAACAACAACAACAGCAACAACAACAACAACAACAACAUCAAAUCGAUGUGUCUAAAUCGUCAAGUUCCUCGACGCCGACUGAAAGGCCUGUAUACCUUGGGCACACGUCCCUAUUAGCAACCGGAAGUAUACCUGCCGUCAAAACGGAACCUCGAAGUUGCGACGGUAUCGUAGGCCAACCUUACUCAUCAUAUUAUCAACAUCCACAUCAAUUAAACGUGCCAACGAGCGAACAUCAACAACAAAGUUAUUAUGGAACACAAGAGGCACCGUAUCAUCAUCAGCACCAUGUUACAGCUGCUGCUAAACUUUUAGCAUCGUCGUAAUUUUAAUCAUUACGUAAAAGAUUUGAAAUAAUCAUUUUGACGUAUACUAUUACGUUAAAUAAAUGAACUAUAUAUAUAUAUACAUCUUUUACAUUAAAUAAUACCGAAAGAAAAUGGAGAUAUAUUAUGAGACAAAAUUCUAUUCACGCGAGUUUUUUCUUUUUACUUUUUUUUUCUCUCUUUUUUUUUUUUUCCUGAAAGUGCAAUCCAAGCUAAAUAAUUCUGCUUUAUUUACUUUAGAAGAACGUGAUCGAAGAGUAAAAGAAAAAUAUACAAAAAUAUUAUUAUAAGUAAAUAAAUAAAAAAUUUUUCAAUGUUAUG
Molecule: messenger RNA, 1928 nt
Organism: Polistes dominula (European paper wasp)
Lineage: Eukaryota; Metazoa; Arthropoda; Insecta; Hymenoptera; Vespidae
Biological process (GO): positive regulation of transcription by RNA polymerase II; negative regulation of transcription by RNA polymerase II; cell fate commitment
Cellular component (GO): nucleus
Molecular function (GO): zinc ion binding; RNA polymerase II cis-regulatory region sequence-specific DNA binding; DNA-binding transcription factor activity, RNA polymerase II-specific
Source: RefSeq, a predicted model, not a curated record